UCGAAUACCAAAUACCAAAUUCUAAUUUGAAUUAUUAACUAUCAUACGAACCUGUACAAGUUUAAUACAAAUGCUGCCACCACUCCGCUGUCAUGAAAGCGAACAUUGCAAUUCAGUGGUCUAUUUUGAUCUAAUUGUUAGCUAUCCAUCCAUGGUCACAGUUUGUGAGGUCCAUUUUGAUUUGAGAACCAUCCAUCUAUGCAAGGAGAUGGAAGGAGGCAUUAUUGCUCCCACUCCAACCGGAAGGAGCUGAGAAGGGGGAGCAUGGCGGAUCACGUACUGGUGUUCCCGUUCCCGCUGCAAGGCCAUGUCAACUCCAUGUUGAAGCUGGCCGAGCUGCUCUCGCUGGCCGGCCUUCACGUCACCUUCCUCAACACCGACCACAACCUCCGCCUGCUCGCUCGCCACUCCGUCGCCUAUGCGCGGCUGGACCGAAGUCCCAGAUUCCGCUUCCGCUCGAUCCCCGACGGAUUCGAAGACGAGCGCCGCCGAUCCGCGUCGCGCCUGCUUGAUCUGUUGGAGUCGCUGCAAACGCGGUCCGUGGGCCCUUACAAGGAUCUCCUGCUCGACCUCCAGCACCGAGAUGAAGAUGGCUACAGAGGAUGGCCGGCCCUGACGUGCGUGAUAGCCGAUGGGAUCAUGACCUUCGCGGCCGACGUCGCGAGAGAGGUGGGAGUCCCCGCCAUGUUCUUCCGCACGGUCAGCGCCUGCAGCAUUUGGUCCUACUUGUGCAUCCCGGAGCUGCUCCGGACUGGGGAGCUCCCUUUUCCAGACGAUGCUGAUCUCGACGAGCCGAUAAGGAACGUGCCGGGCAUGGAGGGCUUCCUCCGCCGGAGGGACCUAUCAAUCUUCUGCAGGAAUGCAAAGGACUCCAGCGAUCCCAGACUCAGGCUCGUGCGCACCGCCACCGCCGACAGUGUCCGGGCGCGAGCGCUCAUACUCAACACGUUCGAGUCCUUGGAGCCUUGCGCGUUGGAGCACAUUCGCUCCCGCUGCCCCGUCACCUACUGCAUCGGCCCUCUUCAUGCCCUGCUCAGGACUUACUACCGAUUGACUUCCGGGAGCGAUCACGAAGAAGUACGCAGCACGGCCUCCGCCAGCUUAUGGCAGGAGGAUCGGAGCUGCAUGUCCUGGCUCGACGCGCAGCCCGGCAGGUCGGUGGUGUACGUGAGCUUCGGAAGCCUCACGGUGAUGUCGCCCGAGGACUUCACCGAGUACUGGCUCGGGCUGGUCAACAGCGGGCAACGGUUCCUGUGGGUGGUGAGGCGGGACCUGGUCGACGGAAAAGAGUUGGGCGAGGGAGCCGCCGCUGCCGGAGCGACAGCAGCGCAGCUGGAAAAAGCGACGAGGGAGAGGGGGUGCCUGGUGGAGUGGGUACCGCAGGAGGAGGUGCUGGGCCACCCAGCGGUGGGGUGCUUCCUGACGCACAGCGGCUGGAACUCGACGCUGGAAAGCCUGGUGGCCGGCGUUCCCAUGCUGUGCUGGCCAUUCUUCGCGGACCAGCAGACCAACAGCAGGUUCGUGGGGGAGGUGUGGAGGGUAGGGUUGGACAUGAAGGACAUGCACGGCAGGGACAUCGUGGAGAAGAUGGUGAGGGAGAUGAUGGAGGGAAACAAGGCAGAAGAGUUGAGGACAUCCGCCGCUAAGAUGGCAGAGAGGGCAAGAGACAGCGUCUCCUCCACCGGCGGCUCAUCCUUCAUGGAAUUCGAUAAGCUGAUACAGGAUAUCAGAUCUUUGAGACCCUAAAAAUUUGUUCUACACUCACAGCUUGAUGGAGAAGUUCUAAGAAUUUGUUGUUUUGCUUUAGUCAUAUGGAAAUCAUCAAUCACCUACUUGGAAUCUAGUGACCUCAAUUUCCGA
Molecule: messenger RNA, 1860 nt
Organism: Musa acuminata AAA Group (dessert banana)
Lineage: Eukaryota; Viridiplantae; Streptophyta; Magnoliopsida; Zingiberales; Musaceae
Product: 7-deoxyloganetic acid glucosyltransferase-like
Exons: 2
Coding region: 199-1746 (515 amino acids)
Molecular function (GO): UDP-glycosyltransferase activity
Source: RefSeq, a predicted model, not a curated record